AUGCAUUUCUCUGCCGCAGCACUCCUUGCCCUCUCGGUCAGCGUGACCUACGCGGCUCCGUUCGCCAACCCAGAGAACGAGGAGCUUGCUCGCCGCAAGGCAACCUACUCAGUGGUCAAUGCCGACGGAGAGUCUAGCUCUGCUGCACCCGAGAUUGAUACUGUUUUCGAGACAUCUACAGUCACUGCUCCCGGAGCUGACCCGGUUCCCGUUACCGUCACUGUGACUGCCAGUCCCUCAACCGCACCCUACUCGACCCCCGUGGCUAGCUCGGCUUGCUUGGAGACACCUUCUGCUCGCAACGACGUCCCUCUCCCGUCCAUUGCUCUUCCCACUGCCGGUUCUUUCUUCCGUCGCGGCCUGAGAGCCGCCGGUCAGCCCGGUCUCUUUGCUCGCGAGUACUCCUACUCUAGCGCCUCUCCCGUCUCGGUCGAGGCCCGUGACUAUGCCACUUCUUCUGCCUCUCUCUAUGCUCGCAGCUACCCAUCUGCCUUCGGCGCUGCCUCCUCCCCGACCCCCUCAGCCUCUGCCACUCCUCUCGCUGCUCGCGACUGGGUGUCUCCCUCCUCAAGCCUGAGCUCCUCUGCUACUGCCUCUCCCCUCAUUGCCCGUCAGUGGUACCCUGCAACUCCUAGCGGAUCUGCUUCUGUCUCUGCUUCGGCGACAUCACUUGUGGCCCGCGGCUUUGGUGGUUGGUCCUCUUCCGCUUCCGUCUCGCCCUCUGCCACCUCUCUCGUCGCCCGUGACUGGUACACCGCUGCCCCCAGCUCUUCCAAUGCCAACCCUUCCGCUUCUGGCACUUCGCUGGCUGCUCGUGAAUGGUACUCUCCCUCGGUCUCGAGUGCUACUGGGUCUCCUACCCUGGCCGCUCGUAACUGGCAGUCUACUUCUCCCGUCGCCUCCAGCUCGAGUGCCACCGUCUCGACCGCUCCUUUGGCUGUCCGUGGCGAGUACGGCUGGUACUCUUACUCUCCCAGCUCUUCUUCCGUGGCCACUCCCACUCCCUCUGCUGGCUUGAUUGCUCGUGACAACCGCAGCUGGGCCUCCAGUGUCUCUUCCCCCGUCUGGAGCACCCCCGUCGCCUCCGCUACUCCCGCCGUCUACUAA
Molecule: messenger RNA, 1107 nt
Organism: Penicillium olsonii
Lineage: Eukaryota; Fungi; Ascomycota; Eurotiomycetes; Eurotiales; Aspergillaceae
Source: the annotation of a GenBank genome assembly